AUGGCGCUGCUCCGGUGUGGGGAGUCUCGUCCCAGUUUCGGAGCGGUAAAUGGAGCCAGAGCAGUAACGGAGAUUCGCCCCUCCACCCUGUCCCGUUCCUCCAGCUGCCCCGUUAGCUCCCGGCUGUUCCGGCAUCACCCGGCGACAGGGCACGGGUGCAGUAAAAAAAAUCAUCCAGACAAAAGCAGGCGCUGUGCUUGGGGAACGUCAGGAUCCGCAACUUUUAUUUUGCGAACACGAUGGGCGCACAUUUUGCAGGAAACAACUUCCCAGUAUUUUGGCAUCGGAAAAGUGCGCUUCGUGCUUUGCACAUGCCCCGUCAGGUUGCUAAACCUUCAAGCGCCGGGAGCCGGAGGAACGGGAACAUGUGGAUGCUCAAUCCGUUUUCGGCAGAUGCUGGGUUCGGGACGGCGGCACUGCCGGCCGGGACACGGGCGGGCUGAGCCCGGCUGCUCACGCCGCCGCCCGCGGCUCUGCGUAAUCGUCCUCGAACGGAUGCAGGGAUACCCCCACUCUCCCGGAGACGGCUGCAGAGAGGCCAUGGGGAAGCGGUUGUUUGGAAAACGACUGGCAGCUCGGGGAUCGUUCCUCAGCGGAGAUGCACAUCUCCGCAUCCCGCCCGCCCCUCUUCCCUUUCCUGGCGCUCGGCGGGCACCGGACACCCGGGCCGGGCAAAGCUGCCCCGGGACGCUCCCGUUCUGAAAAAACGACCUUCGCUGAGAGGCUGAGCGUUGGAACCCGCUCGCCCGACGGGGCGGCGCGGCCCGGGAGCAGGCAGGGACCCCGCCGGAGAAGCCGGCAGCGCGGCCACUCCUCCGUUUCAUUACCGUGUCCCUCUGGAAAAGCAGCCUCCCCCCCCCGCCCCUCCACCGUGCCUUUACGUGGGCUGGAGUCUUUCCCGGAUCGGUUUUUUGGUGGAAGGAUUUUGAAGGCAAAAAAGGGCCGGGGUGGGGGCGGCGGGACCGGGGCGGGGGAAUGUGUGUGUGGAAACCGUAAUGAUUUACGACAAAAAGAUAAACUCAGGAAACGUCAACUCCAACGUCACAUUUGACUGGAGACAACACAAAGCUGUCGCUUUACUCGCAGUCCUUGGGGCACGGCCGGAGGCGGGGGCCGAGGCCCCACGGU
Serinus canaria (Common canary) is the source of this 1128-nucleotide messenger RNA. RefSeq lists its product as uncharacterized. The coding region runs from base 1 to 702 and encodes 233 amino acids. Lineage: Eukaryota; Metazoa; Chordata; Aves; Passeriformes; Fringillidae. The record is from RefSeq and is a predicted model, not a curated record. The transcript has 3 exons.